CUUCAUUGCCAAUCUCCGCCACCGUUUGCUUGUUCGCGUGACCUCUAGCCUCGAUAUCAAGAGUUGGGCAAACGUCAAAAGCGUGGAGCCAGCGGCGACGCGACGCGGUGUUGCUGCUGGUAGUAGUGGUAGUUGGUGGUGUUUUUGUUGGUGGUGGUGGUGGUUGUGUUGGUGGUUGUUGGCUGUUGUUUGGAAGUUCGUUCGCCGUGCUGGUUGGAUUGACCAGCAGAGUUACGCAGCGUUGUACUUGAUUCGGAGCUCAAAAGAAAUUGGAGGAGAUAGCGGCAUUUAAAAAUACACCCUUAACUCAAGUUUAUUUUUAAAAGUGCGGAUAAUACGGCUUAAUUAUAUAGCUUUUCUCUCUUUAAAAAAACCACGAAGGCUGCGAGUAUAUUCGAGCCCCACGUUUUUUUUUGUCUCGAUUGAAAGGGAUGCGGUUGUACCGGAAAAACGAGUUUUAAAUACACGCCUUGUGCAGCUCGCGGAGAGAAACGUUGCGGGCUUCGUCAAAAAGUCCAGGAAAGUGAUGCUUAAGGAGAAGUCGCCUUUUACGAUUGGCGUUUUAUCGUGUAAAAGAUGCAAUGGUUUUAACAGCGCGGUGACUGAACGCGACACAGACGACAACGACCUUCUUUCUGUUGGAGCAUCGGUGCCCGUAGCCGGAUUCUCAGCGGGUCGGACUGAGCUGGUUGAAAAUGACGAGCGUGGGGACCCUGGUGGCUGGCAGCACCGUCUUGUGGUUGGUCAUCUAUUUGGUGCUGUGUCGGAUAUUUUCAACGCGAAGUACCGAGUGGAACUGUCGACUGAUCACCCUCCUACAUGGAAGCAUAAUAGCCAUGCUCUCGGGAUAUGUGAGCUUCAUAGCGGGGCCUUCACCAUUCACACAUCCAGGUGGACCUAAUACAGAGCUACAAGUCUCUACGUUGUCUCUGUGCCUCGGGUAUUUUCUCUUUGACAUCGUCUGGUGCUUAUUAUAUAGCAUUCAGAGUCGUGUCAUCAUUGCUCACCACAUAAUAAGCAUUUGCGGACUGACAAUAUCCCUCGCUCUGGGAGUGUGCGCAACUGAGACAAAUAUAGUUGUGUUCGUGACCGAGAUCACCAACCCUAUCCUGCAGUUGCGCUGGUUUCUACGGCAAGAAGGAAGGUACGACGGAGCGACCAUUGGCGUCCUCCUGGACAUGGUGUUUGUGCUGUUGUUCAUCUGCAUGCGCAUCGGACUGGGCACCAUGCUGAUUUUCAGCAUUAUUCCUUCUCGACGCUCUUUGCUGCUCGUUAAGAUCGGCGGAGUGGGCAUCUACGUAAUCUCUUGGCUUUUCCUGAUUGAUAUUUUGAAGUUUGUCUUCAGAAAAUACAUCAAAAAGCAAACCUUGACGGAAUGAUAGUGAUGUCUCUAGAAACCAGCGUGGCCUUUUUGUAUUUUGGUGAAGGUUAUUAAAUGCAUCUUGGAUAUUUUUUUACUGUAUAUUAUUUGAAAGGUAAAAGUGUUUGCAUUUUCUUAUUUUUUUUUUAAUCAUUGUCUGAAAUUCACAAAUAUGGAUGAAAUGUUGCUGCCUGCGUGUAACGUUUGCAAUAUGUAUUGCUACUACCGCCGUUUGCACCAUAAACUUGUGUGACCAGCGUUUCCGAAUGUUGUGUUAAGAGCAUAUAUACAGGGGGCCCAAAAGGUAGUCUACCAAGCUAUACACAUUACAUAUUACUCUUUACAUUUUUACUACUGUUUGGUGUCAAUAGUUGCAGUAAAACCUCUCGAAACCAGACUUAAUUGGGGGACAUUCUUUCCGAUUUUGGGGAAAUUUUCCGGCACGUAAAAUAAGAGGGAAAAAAAUUGUGCGCGUGCAUUUUAACUUCACUCGCAUUUAACCACAACUCACAAUUGAAUGAACGGCUAGUAACCAUUCACUACAUAUUUAUGAUUGAGUAACACGAAUACACUACCUUACUAUUGAAUUCGAGUCGCUUACCAUCACCACAAAGCAGACGUGGAUGGACAAGGUGCAGUGGUGGAUGUGGAAGGUGGCAGAGUUAAUUGUGACAGACGUUUGAUUUGAAGCAUUUAUUUCGUUCAUUUUUAAGAUAAAUGUUAAAUGAAUGUGUGGAGCGGGGGGGGGGGAGAGAGAAGAACACAAGUUCGCCUAAUUCCGUACAACGGAUGAGUCCAUCACGUGCCACACGCGCAUGCCGUCUCCUGUCGCACGCGGCUUGAUGAGUGCUCCAGUUUGUUAUUUAUAUAUUUAUCAUUAUUUAUUUAAUUCAGAUAGCCUCGACUUAACGAUGGUGUCGUUUCUGCAACAAUGCGGGCACAAUUUUGACGCAUUCCCCAGACAGUCACAUUUGGCACUUUGAGCUCCUGAUAAGUUUGGUGAGGAUUUGGAUCACACCAAUAACAUACCAAAAAUUAAUUUACAAAGUGUCCAUAAAAUGCCGUCACAAGUUACACUUUAUCUUGGUAAACUAGUUCUUGGGCUACUCUGUAUUUUAAACCGUUUCGAUGGCAUUGGAAAGCGUGUUGAUGGAGAGGCUAGAGUUGGGCUUGACUGUAAUCAAAUUCAAAGUACUUCAUUACAAUGAGUAGUGCUCCGGCCUGCACGACUCCAGCUCUCGCCUGGCUCCAGCUCUCGCCUGGCUCCAGCUCUCGCCUGCAUCAAGCUCUCGCCUGGCUCCAGCUCUCGCCUGGCUCCAGCUCUCGCCUGGCUCCAGCUUUGGCCUGCAUCAAGCUCUGGCCUGACUGCAGCUCUGGCCUAGCUCCAGCCUAGCUCCAGCUCUGGUAGCUUGGUUCCAGCUCUGGCCUGGAUCCAGCUUUGGCCUGACAGCAGCUCCGGGUUGGCUCCAGCUACGGCCUGGAUCCAGCUCCGUGUUGGCUUCAGCUUGGAUCCAGCUUUGGCCUGACUGCAGCUUUGCAUGACUCCAGCUCUGGUAGCUUGGUUCAAGCUCUGGCCUGGAUCCAGCUCUCGCCUGGCUCCAGCUCCGGGUUGGCUCCAGCUCCGGGUUGGCUCCAGCUCUGGCUUGGAUCCAGCUCCGGGCUGCCUCCAGAGCUAAAGGAGACCCCCAGCUGUAGCUGCCCCCGCUCCAGCAGCCCCUCUCCUCCAGCGCCAGAACAGCUCUGCGCUACUGCUGCAGUUCCAGACACUUUUACCGGACCCCAGAUACGAAGCCACAAAAAAAACAAGAAACAGUCGUAUGUGUUUUUCUUUCUUGACAGGAAACGGCAUCAUCAUGUUUUUUUUAAUUACAAAAUAUAGUCCAAUCAGGUGAAUGCGUGUUUUAAAUCAAAAAGGAGAAGAAUAUAACAUCUGGUUUUAAAAUUACAACCAAGAUUGUAUGGGUGCAAUGAUUGAUAUAUUGAUUACUAUUAAUUACUGGUGCUGCAAAUACAUGCAUUGAAUCGCAUAUUUAAUAAAUGAUUAUUUUCAUGUACAGUAUACACAUAAAAUGCUCCUGUCACUAUUCAGCGAACACGCAAAACAGUCGUACAAACAAGACGAGCAAAAUGUGUGCCAUAUCACUGUUCUCUGCGUAUGCUGAAAUCGCACGAUAUUUUUGCCGUGGCAUGAAAGCGGUGUUCUGAAACUUUCCAGCCUUCUCUGUGACGUCGGUGUUCUCCGUUCUGACGUCGCAGUGUUGAGCGUGCCGCGAGUUCUGUGCACUGUGAUUAUAUCGCAGCAUGCUCUGAUCUCGCAGCAAUCGCAGCCUCUGCUCGUCGACGUCACAGCUCGCUGUGCUCAUUGUACGUCACAACGCGCGCUGUGACGUUGCAGGCUUCUCUGCUGCGACACCAAAGCAUGCGCUCUUGUACUCUUUGGUUGUUUCGGUAAAGUCACGUAGGUAAAAAAUAAAAUAGAUGAAAACAACUCAAUUAAAUCACCACGUUUCGGGCGCAACACAAGCUUAAGCGGUUGUGCUUUCGCUACGUUGUCCCCAGCUGAAGAAUGACGCCUGUGUUGCGCCCGAAACGUCGUGAUUUAAUUUAGUUUUCAUUUAUUUUAUUUUUUACCUACGUGACCGAAAAAACAUGCGCUCUUAUCUUUGACAUCGGCACGCUCUGUUAAUUGUUGCAUCUGUGAUACCCCAACCAGCCCAGCGUGGUGAAGUAUGGUCAAAACACCUCUCGUGACCGACGUGGCAUGGGGGAGGCCUUCAUCCGACAGUGGAUUGACAGAGAGGCUCUGCCACAGCCAGUUACUCAUCGGUGCUCGUUUUUUUCUUUAACGAUGUAGUCCCUGAAGUAUGUUCACGAUGUCACGUCACCUUAGCGGCUCUGACCCGCGCGUUACUCCACCGUUCCUUUCUUGUCUGGAGUGUGUCCAUUCACCUCCGUGGCCAUCCAACAAAUUGUGGCAAUUCAAGUUGAUAGUGCUAUGAAUUAAUAUAUUUUUUUAAAAUCGUGUUGAAUGUAAUUUUCAUAUAAAGUUGUCACCAUCUUGCACGGUCCUGCGAAUUGACAUUGGUGAAUGUAGCGGCCUUUAUUUACAUAGGGCAUACACAAAUAGAACAAAAAAACCUUUAUUGAUGACUGACCGGGAUCAAAAUGAUGACACGUCAGAUGGGAGUGGGUGCGAGUACUUUUUGAAAACUGAACUUGAUCAAUUAAAAUCAACGUAACAAUUUGCCCAAAAAAUACUGUUUUAAUCAGUUUGCAAUAACUGCUAUGCCAUGUAUUAGAAAUGAACGUUAACAAAGAAAAUGGAACAACACUAAAAAGUGUGAUAGAAGUAUACAGAAAAGCGUUCUGGGAAUUACGCAGAGACAGAAGAACACGUGGAGUCGAAAAAAAUACACGGUGACAUUGAUUUAAUUAACGUAAGUGGGCUUGGGCAAAAAAAUACGUCGUUAGCAGGAACGGUGGUUCCUGGUGGAGAAUCAACACCGAGCUGCAGUCACAGGAGGAAACGUACGCGAGAGGAGAUGUCGCGAUGAAAUCAGUUUGCGUGUAGGUGCAUUGUUACUAAUGUAUGUUGAACUUCUUUUGCACCGUACGUAAGCCGAUCAUCCCAAUCGGAGGUGCAGGGGACGGACAACAAAGAAAAUACAAAGUAGUUUGAGGCAUUCGUCCAGCAGUGGAUUGAUCAUGCUGAUGAAGACGAUCAAAAUAGCUUAACAAUAAAAACAUAAGUUCCAGCCCUCUUGUGUCUUUGUUGGGUAGCACGUGGUAAUCGAUGAGCCCUGUUCAGUUUAAAUUUUCCCACGUGCCAAUCCUGUCCAAGCAUUGCGAAAAUUGCAUUUGGUUUGAUUAUCGAUUCUGAACGGAGCGACAUUUGCUAAGUAAUGGGUUCUGAACGGAGCGACAUUGGCUAAGUAAUGGGUGCAAUGACAAAUGUAAGUUGGCAAUGAAGUCCGAACCCGAUUAUCAAUAUAUCGAUAAUAGUUAAACAAUACUCAUGGUGAGCUCGAAGAAUCAUUAUUGAUGAAUGAGUGCAACGUAAUAAUAGUGGUUUCAGGAAACCCCUGGAUUGUCCUUUUCUUUCGGCGACAUAAACACAUUUCUUUUGCGUGUUUGUUGAAUGGGAAUUUUUCUUGCCACUCCAAUUUGGAAUUGUUUCAUACACAAGGGUGUUAAAAAAUACAUGUAUUUUAAAAAGCAAAACGAUACAGUGAAUAGUUUACAUUCAUAAUGUGUGUAGUGCGAAAGUUUUACAGUUUGAAGUCGAUUUUAAACGUGAACAAUCGGCUACAUUCGCAGCCUCACAUUUGUGUGCACAGAACAUUCCAGUCGUUUUCGCAUGCAAAUGCAAAAUAUAACAUUGGAGAAUAAAGGGAGCCAUCCCAGGCUUUUAAUUUGCCACAUUGGUGGGAUACCUGUGCUCUGGUAACACUUGGGCCUCACAGCAAGAAAGUCCUCUGCUCGAUUCCCAGCUCGGGCAAAUAAAGUAUUUUUUAUUUUUUAUUAAACACGUGGCGCUUUUCUGGCACAAAUCUGCCAGUCAAAGCGCCAUCACAUUUAGUACUGUACUCGUCAGCAUGAGGAUAGAACAUUCCAAUACAAUGCGAAAAAUGUACUAUCCACAGUUUAAAAUAUUUCAAAAACGCAUGUUGUAGCUGCUGUGUGGAGUUUGUUCUGGAUGGGUUUCCUUUGAUAAAAACAAACCUCUACAACGGGUACAGUAUUGGCCAAACAUUCCAUUGCUCAAAAAUGAUUUGUCACUCAAUUGACAUUGCAUUGAACAACAUCACCUCAUGAGUAUCGGUGAGGCUUUUCUGAGGAAACAAGUGAAAUAAUAAAUAAUACGUGCUAUUAUUUAGUACUCUGAAUUCUGUGAAAAUAAAAGUGAAAAUUAUACGAGCAGCCUUUUACGGAGUAAAUAUUUAAUUCACAUUGCAUUUUUCUGAGAAACAAUUUAUUAUUCAGUAUGUUCAAUGUCAAAGCAAUGGUAUAUCAUUGUGCGGUACAUUUAUGUCCUCAAACUUGUGAUUUUAAAUAAAAACAAAUUGCGGUGU
Lethenteron reissneri (Far Eastern brook lamprey) is the source of this 6432-nucleotide messenger RNA. Its product is annotated as TLC domain-containing protein 5-like. Lineage: Eukaryota; Metazoa; Chordata; Hyperoartia; Petromyzontiformes; Petromyzontidae. The record is from RefSeq and is a predicted model, not a curated record. Gene Ontology annotation, cellular component: membrane.